CUGAGAAAGAAAAAGUCGGCUUUUUUAUAUGGCUUUGCUGCGGAGAUCGCCAAUGGGAAAAAACAGAAGUUGGUUGCGCCAUUAAUGGAGUCUCUUGAUGCUGGUGGAAGAGGGAGAAAGAGAAAGAAGGAGAUAGAGAGAAGGGAGAGAAUCGGAGGAAUUUGAUGGCCAAUAAAGGGAAUUCGAGCCAGAGGCAGCGGCAAGAGCAGCAUAUAUCCUUUGGCUUGAUCCAGCCCUCCUCUUCGACGCAUGGAAACUCCAUAAGCAAGGAAACUGGAGCCUAUGACUUGGGGGAGCUGGACCAAGACUUGUCCAUGUAUCUUAAUUGGCAGGAUCCCUCAUCAGCUCAAGAACAAAGACAGACUCUGAACAUUUUCCCUUCUCAGCCUAUGCAUGUAGAGCCAUCUAUAAGGGGCGGUAUUAGUUUCGUUUCUCCAACAAGCAGUGGUUCUAAGAAGUCAUCAGAUCAAAUCAUGGAGUUGGGCAACCCAAGAAGCGAUCCCCCAGCUUUGCCUGACCCUGGGAAGGAUACUAAAGCAGUAGUGAAGAAGGAAGGGAACAGAAAGGGCACAUCUAUUUCAGAACAAGGAGAGCCCAGGACACCAGAUCCUAAGACACUGAGAAGGCUUGCUCAGAAUAGGGAGGCGGCCAGGAAAAGCAGGCUAAGGAAGAAGGCUUACGUCCAACAACUCGAGAACAGUAGAAUCAGGCUGACUCAGAUAGAACAAGAGCUCCAGAGGGCAAGAGCUCAGGGUUCGUUCUUCGGUGGUGGAGCACUCCUUGGGGACCAAGGUUUCCCACCCAGCAUCAGCUCACUAAGCCCAGAUGUGGCGAUGUUUGACAUGGAGUUUGCGAGGUGGCUUGAGGAGCACCACCGGCGGAUGUGCGAGCUCCAGGCUGCAGUGCAAGAGCACCUACCGGAGAAUGAGCUCCGGUUGUUUGUGGAGAACUGCCUGGUCCACUAUGACGAGAUGAUGAACCUCAAGAGCAUAGUUAUCAAGUCCGACGUCUUCCACCUCAUCGCCGGCAUGUGGAAGACCCCUGCCGAGCGCUGCUUCAUGUGGAUGGGCGGCUUCCGCCCCUCCGAGCUCAUCAAGAUGCUCUUGAGCCACCUUGAGCCCCUAACAGAGCAACAGAUAUUGGGGGUAUGUGGUCUGCAACAGUCGGCGCAGGAGACGGAGGAAGCGUUGAGCCAAGGGCUUGAAGCCCUUAACCAGUCUCUGUCGGAUAUCGUAACCUCUGAUGCGCUGAGCUGCCCUUCCAAUAUGGCUCACUACAUGGGCCAAAUGGCCAUUGCCAUGAACAAGCUUACCUCCCUUGAGGGUUUUGUUCGACAAGCAGAUAAUCUGAGGCAGCAGACCUUCCACCGGCUUCACCAGAUUUUGACGACCCGUCAAAUGGCCAGAUGCUUGUUGGCCAUCGCAGAGUACUUCCAUCGGCUCCGUGCGCUGAGCUCCCUGUGGCUAUCUCGACCAAGACAGUAGUGAUUCUCUGAACACUAGAAGUUCAACACAGAGAGAAAAAAAUCAAAAAGGAGAGAUCAGGAAUAAGGUUAUAGUGGUGUACGUGCAUGCAGGCCACCUCCAUCUCUUUCCUUGGUAUUGAAUGGGAUUCUAUGGAGGAGUAGAGGGAUACAUUUGACUCUUCCAGAGAUGUACAGAUAUAUAUAUAAUAUAUAGAUACACUGAAUCGAUGAGAUGUGGCCUAGGCUUCACCCAUCUGCUUGCGUUAUUUCUUAGCUUACCUUAUCAUGAGGGUGAUUUGUGGGGAAGUAGAGACUGGGGCAAUCUUUCCUGACUUGGUUGAUGGAGGGAGGAGAAAGAGGAGGGAGGUGAGAAGAUCCUAGGAGAACUUCAGGAAGGAGAAUUAAAGAAAAAGCAAGACUACUAGGUGUGAGCACGGAGAGAAGGGAUGGGUGGGUCCACUUGUAAACACGUCACCGCGUGGCUAUCCUACCCUGCAUGUUUUUGGAUUACUCACUGAAGGUGUCAGAGAGGGGGUUUUGUAUUGAACUUUGGCUCGGCACACUUUAUUUAGCUUGUACUUUAUGCUUCUAGUUAUUUGCUAUGGUCAUCUAUUCCUUGUUUGCUUUUAUUUUUCAUGCAAGAAGGCCGGUGGCCUUUUUAGCUAGACGUGAUUUUCUGGGAGAAAUACUCUUUACUGGCUAAUAUUUACUACUG
Messenger RNA from Phoenix dactylifera (date palm), 2180 nucleotides. Its product is annotated as bZIP transcription factor TGA10. Gene Ontology annotation, biological process: regulation of DNA-templated transcription; DNA-templated transcription. Gene Ontology annotation, molecular function: sequence-specific DNA binding; DNA-binding transcription factor activity. NCBI's taxonomy places the organism in Eukaryota, Viridiplantae, Streptophyta, Magnoliopsida, Arecales, Arecaceae. The record is from RefSeq and is a predicted model, not a curated record.